AUGAGCAAUCUCAGCAUGUCUCCCGGCCUCUUGAAGGCCAUGAUAGCCCGUGUCCCGCUCAUUUUAAAGACAGUCCUUCUUCAUGGAAUGCGCCUGUCUCCUGUCUCUGGCAAACAAGAUCUUCGCACGGAGUUAACGGUUGUCAUCAUUCGCUCUUUCAUGAACUUCCUCCUGCCUAUCGGUCUCCAGCAAAAACAAAGCAUGCGCGACCCCGGCAUUAAGGGGCCCAUGUGGGUGUCUAAAGUCACAUUUCCUGCACCUGAGGAUGCGGUUCAAGAUGCAGUCUUGAAAGCGAUUGAUGAUCUUAAAGCAGGUGGCGAGACUUUUGAUAUACCAGCUGUCAAGCCUGUCGAGGCCGAGUGGACUGGGAAUCGCAGCGGAGUAGGCAACAACGCACCGCAGCCUGACGUAUCAGAGGAAGAGAAGUACAAGAAGUUACAGGGGGAGUCGCAGUCGGAUAUGGUGAUUUUGUAUUUCCACGGAGGGGCGUACUUUUUGAUGGAUCCGUGUACGCACCGCCCUGCGGUGGCCCGUCUUUCCAAACAAACGGGUGGUCGUGUUCUAUCGGUGCGCUACCGUCUUGCUCCUCAGCAUCCCUUUCCGUCGGCGCUCCUUGACGCCUUGGUCGCCUACCUCUCGCUCCUCGCACCGCCACCCGGUUCAUUGCACGAAGCUGUGCCCGCCAACAAGAUAGUCUUCUCCGGCGAUUCGGCAGGAGGCAACCUGUGCUUGGUUCUGCUUCAAACCCUCCUUACCCUUCGGCGCAUCGCUCCCACAAUCCGCUUCCACGGGCGAGAAAUCCCCAUUGAGAUUCCUGCCGGAUUGGCUUUAAGCUCUCCCUGGUGCGACGUCACACGAUCCAUGCCCUCCGUCGUUCACAAUGCGCCUUACGACUAUCUAGCACCUCCGCCUCAAGACCACGAGGUAGCCUAUCGCCCCCCGCCAGUCACCGUGGACGAGUCAUGGCCCACCAACCCCCCACGUGUCGAUCUCUUCGCGAACGCAAACGCUCUCAUCCAUCCGCUUGUCAGCCCCCUGGCAGCACAAAAGGACCUCUGGAAGGACGCCCCCCCCCCUCUUCGUCUCCGUCGGUGA
Molecule: messenger RNA, 1095 nt
Organism: Aspergillus melleus
Lineage: Eukaryota; Fungi; Ascomycota; Eurotiomycetes; Eurotiales; Aspergillaceae
Exons: 2
Coding region: 1-1095 (364 amino acids)
Molecular function (GO): hydrolase activity
Source: RefSeq, a predicted model, not a curated record